UUCAUCCUGAUCAUUUGUAGUGCUAUCACUGGUCAUGAGUGUUGGUGAAACAGGUAUUGCUAUGCUGAUGUCAGUCAGAAUGGCUCCUCCUCUUCCUCUGAUGUUUCUGAUCUUGAUUCACGGAAUUUCUAGUGCUGAAUGGGGUGUGAGUUACAUACAUCCACACAUCUGUGCACUAAAGAACUCAUCAGUGAUAAUGAGCUGCACUUAUGCAUACCCUACUGGAUAUCAAAUCAUUAAAGUGUUCUGGACCAAAAACCAUGUAAAGAAUGUAGAGCCUCUAGAUCUGUCUGAGGACCCUGAAUAUAGUCAGAGGCUUCAGUAUUUGGGAGAUAAACAGAAAAACUGCACCAUCAGACUGAGUCACGUGACACAGAAGGAUUCACACAUGUACUGUUUCAGAUUCACAACUAAUGUAACAGACGGAAAAUGGAAAGGUUAUCCAGGAGUGACUCUUACUGUCACAGAUCUUCAGGUGGAGUCUCCUGAGACAGUGACAGAGGGAGAUUCAGUCCGUCUGACAUGUAAAAGCAGCUGUGAUCUGACUGACAGAGCAACAUUCAUCUGGUACAGAAACUCACAGCCAUUAACUGAGAGAGGAGACAGAAACAAUCAACUCCUGCUGCAGUCAGUCAGAAGAGAGGAUGCAGGCAGAUACAGCUGUGGUGUACAGGGACACAUUUACAUCUCUCCUGCUGUUCAGCUCAAUGUCACCUAUUCACCAAAGAGAGUCUCAGUGUCCAUCAGUCCAUCUGGUGAAAUAGUGGAGGGAGAUUCAGUGACUCUGAUCUGCAGCAGUGAUUCAAAUCCUCCUGCAGAAAUCAACUGGCUUAAAGGAAGAAAGAUUGUAGGAUCUGGAAGAAUCUACAGCAUCUCAAAGAUCAGCUCUAAUCACAGUGGAGAAUACAAGUGCAAGUCCAGUAAUAAACAUGGAAAGAAAUACUCUGCUGUGACUUUAAAUGUCAUGUAUCCACCAAGGAGUGUCUCAGUGUCCAUCAGUCCAUCUGGUGAAAUAGUGGAAGGAGAUUCAGUGACUCUGAUCUGCAGCAGUGAUUCAAACCCUCCUGCUCUGAACUUCAGCUGGUUUAAAGGAAGAAUGAUUGUAGGAUCUGGAAGAAUCUACAGCAUUUCAAACAUAAGCUCUGAUGACAGUGGAAAAUACAAGUGCAAGUCCAGAAAUAAACAUGGAGAGAAAUACUCUGAUGCUGUGACUUUAAAUGUCAUGUAUCUUCCCAGGAAUGUCUCAGUGUUCAUAAAUGGAUCUGCUGAAAUAGUGGAGGGAGAUUCAGUGACUCUGAUCUGCAGCAGUGAUUCAAACCCUCCUGCUCUGAACUUCAGCUGGUUUAAGGAGAAUCAAAUCUCCUCUGUUGGAUCUGGACAGAGUUUCAGUGCACUACAGAGUGGACGCUUCUACUGUGAAGCUCACAAUCAAAAGGGAUCUCAGAGAUCAGAUGCUGUUACUGUCACUGUUAAAGGACGUCUGAUGAUAUUGUACAUAUCCAUUGGAGUGGUUUGUGGAGCUUCAGUUCUCAUCACAGUGUUGCUGAUUUGGAGAAACAGGGGGAAAAGGAUAAAAGACAAUCUUAAAAUUCAGUCAAAGAUGGAUCAUUCCAGACCUGAGGAUGACAGAUACAAAGCAUCUGAUGUUGAUACGACUGAACGUUUGUAUGAGAAUGUAAUAAUUAAUUAUUCCAGAGCUCAUGAUGACAGUCUUAAUGACUAUGAUGUUGAGUCGACUGAGCCUGUGUAUGAGAAUGUAAUGGUAAGUGAUUUCACUCUUGAUAUCAAAUGUCUGCUGACUAAGUAUAUGGUGCACAGCAUACAAUUCACUGUUUAAGAUCAAGUUAUUCAAGUCCUUUUAUACUGACCAGAAAUUUGAAGUGUAUAAUUUAGUCAUGAAGUUAU
This is a messenger RNA of Carassius auratus (goldfish), 1905 nucleotides long. Its product is annotated as B-cell receptor CD22-like. NCBI's taxonomy places the organism in Eukaryota, Metazoa, Chordata, Actinopteri, Cypriniformes, Cyprinidae. The record is from RefSeq and is a predicted model, not a curated record. The coding region runs from base 35 to 1837 and encodes 600 amino acids. The transcript is spliced from 11 exons.